This is a messenger RNA of Aspergillus nidulans FGSC A4, 2568 nucleotides long. RefSeq names its product ankyrin repeat domain-containing protein. The transcript has a single exon. The record is from RefSeq and is a predicted model, not a curated record. The coding region runs from base 1 to 2568 and encodes 855 amino acids. NCBI's taxonomy places the organism in Eukaryota, Fungi, Ascomycota, Eurotiomycetes, Eurotiales, Aspergillaceae.
AUGGCAUCCGAAGGCGCGCCACCUACCCCGAGCAAACUGGAGGUAGCCCUUUUCUUAGCUGCUACUCAAGGUUACGACACAAUUGUGAAGUUGUUAUUGAGUACGCCGGGAGUGAACUUGAACUGCACGGACGAGAACAAUCGAACGCCCAUCGCCUUGGCUGCGGAUGAGGGGCAUGAGAAUGUGGUCCAGCUUCUGCUGGAGAAUGGCUCUGUCGGGCUCAAUUCACAAGAUUCUAAAAAUGGGUUAACCGCUCUUUGCUCAGCUGCCAAGAAGGGGCAUACGGGUGUUGUCCGUCGUUUGCUGGAGUCCGGUGCGGAUGUUAAUAUUCCUGAUUCCAAGGGUCAAACCCCUCUGUCCUGGGCUGUCGAGAAUGGCCAUCAAGCGGUAGUGCAGCUGCUUCUAGGGCACGGCAGUAACCCGAAUACACCCGACCCUGGUGGACAAACACCGUUGUCUUGCGCUGUGUCAAAAGGGAAUCAGGAGAUAGUCAAGUUGUUAUUGUCUAGCAGCGAUCUGGAAUGCAACACCCCUCAUCCCAAUGGACUUACUCCUCUAUGUUGGGCCGUGAAUGAAGGUCAGGAAGAAAUUGUGCAACUACUUCUGGACCGCAGCGACGUUGACCCUAAUAAGCCGGAUACCGACGGUUACGCACCGUUGAGUCGAGCGGUUGAAAAGAACUCUCUAGCGAUGGUGCAAUCGCUUCUCAAGCGCGACGAUGUCGACCCCAACGUCCUAAGUCCCGAAGAGGAGACACCUCUGUCGCGAGCAGUGGAUAAAGAACAUGAGGAGAUAGUGAAGUUGCUUAUAGGACGCCCCGACCUUGAUCCAAAUACUGCGGACUCCACCGGACAAACGCCCCUGUUCAGCGCUGUAGAAAUGGCCCAUCACGUAAUGGUUCAGAUUAUUCUAGCGCAUAGUAACAUUAAUCCAGACAUUCCGGAUGCGAAUGAGCAAACGCCAUUGUCAUGUGCUGUCGAACGGGAGGAGCCAGAGAUAGUAAAGAUGUUACUGAGAGCGGGUGCCAAUCCAAGUGUUGUUGAUAGGAAUGGAAGAAUGCCACUCUCACGCGCUGCCGAAAAGGAAAAUCCAGAGAUGACUCGACUCCUGCUUAGAGCUAGAGCAGACCCCGAUGCUGCCGAUAUAACCGGGAGGAAUCCCCUUUCCUAUGCGGUGGAGAGCGGGCACCUCGAGAUAGUGAGGUUCUUGAUCAAGGCCAAAGCCAAUCCGGACCUGGCAGAUCAGGACGGCAGACUGCCACUGUCUUUUGCUGUGGAAAAAGGAGACGAGGAGAUAGUCCACAUGUUACUGAAAGCUAGGGCCAACCCGGACCUAGCUGACAACAGUGGGAGGGUGCCACUAUCGCUCGCCGCAGAAAACGGGAACCAUGAGAUAGUGCAGCUGUUGUUGAAAGCAAAGGCAAAACCCGACAUGAGGGACAAAAAAGGCAGGACGCCACUUCUAUGGGCAGCCGACAAAGGCCACAAGGACGUGGCUUGGGUUCUGCUUGCCACAGAAAAAGUCGACGUCAACUCCACAGAUGAGUAUGGCUGCACACCACUAUGGUGGGCAGCUCGACAUGGGCAUUUGCCGGUUGUGCGGCUGCUCGUUCGGAAGGGAGCAGAUAUUGAAGUACAACCCAGAAUCACCGACAGGAGCAAAUUUGGAAACCCUUUGUUCCAGGCCGGUCGAAAGGGUCAUUUGGAAGUGGUGAGAUAUCUACUGAAGAAGGGCGCUGAUGUCAACGCGACGAAUGGCGAGAAUGAGACCUCACUGCUGCUAGCACUGUUGAAUGAUCGAACCAAGCACGGGAGGGAGGUCAUUGGCUUGAUAUUGCAGAAGGGAGCGGACGUCAAUGCUGCGGACAAGUCUGGACAAACGCCACUCGACAUAGCUACCAAGCAGAACGAUCUGGAAUUGAUGAACGUUUUAAUGGAACAUGGAGCCGAGAUCGACUCCGUAACGGAAGAAGGCGCGACCCCGUUGCACCAAGCAAUAAUCAACGAGCGCGAAGAUAUAGCGGAGGUAUUGCUGGAGCACGGGGCCGACCCCGAGGCGCAAGAUUCGCACGGGGAUGCGCCUCUCCAUUUUGCAGCAGCAAGUGGUCGCCGCAAGAUGGCCGAGUUGCUCCUGGACAAGGGCGUAGAUAUCGACAUCACCAACUACACUGGAGACACUCCUCUUCAUAAAGCCGCCAGCAACGGACAUCGAAAAAUGGUGGAGUUCCUACUCUCAAGGGGAGCCACCCUUGAGAUACGGAACGAUUAUCGACAGACACCGUUGCACAAGGCGGUUGGAGCUAAACACCAUAUCUUGAGGCUGCUGGUCAACCGAGAUGCCGACGUCCUCGCAAAAGACAUGUACGGCAAGACAGCCCUCCAUCUAGCUGCGGAAGCUGGUCUGAAGGAGGAUGUGCACUUUUUGAUGGGUCAUGGGGCCGCAACUGACGGAAGAGAUGGUAACGGACGCACAGCACAGGACUUGGCUCGAGUAGAGGGACACGACGAUGUUGCUGAACUGUUUAACAAGAUGGCGUUGGUUCUCGCGGAGCAAUCUGGGUCUGAUUAG